Orbicella faveolata is the source of this 7176-nucleotide messenger RNA. RefSeq lists its product as uncharacterized. Lineage: Eukaryota; Metazoa; Cnidaria; Anthozoa; Scleractinia; Merulinidae. The record is from RefSeq and is a predicted model, not a curated record.
AUGAAUCAGGGGGAAAAGUUUCUGAGGAAAGUUUCAAAGUUCAAAAGACUCAUGGGCAUCACAAACUUAAUUCACUAUAUUGGAAAGGCUGAACCUAAUAGCCUUCCGUCUGAAACACCCAUUGAGUUUGAUAAGAAUUACAGCAGCUGGCUUCAUCUUUUGUAUUACUACAAGGCGGCAAUUUACACUAUUGCUGAAGCUGCUGGAAAAGUGGCUGAAGCUUUUGAGAAUUCCCUUAAAUGCUGCCCAUCUUAUUGUGACUCCAAAAGGGGACUUGGGUAUAACUUAAUGAGGCUUUGCACUACAACUUUGAAAUGCGAUCAAGAUGAACCUGUACAGUUGCCACCUAAAUUUUAUGAACAAAGACCAAUUGACAGAAAAAUGUCAAAAUAUGAUUCUUGGACUACAAAAAGAUUGAGAGACACUACAGUAAAAGUGUUGCAAGAGUACCUGGUGGAGGCACCACAGUGUGUUAAAAACUACCCAAAUGCUUGUUAUAAUCUUGCAUACUGUGCUGUAGUAGACAAAAACAUGAGUGAAUUAAGUAUUAUGAACUUGGCCAAGAUGCAGAAGAACAGAGACUUUCUUUCUUUGUUAAAAUGCUUGGCAGAUGAAGAAGGGAUUCAGUUUCUGCGAAUGCGAACGGGAACAGCUGGAGAGAAUGACAGUGAGAUUCGUGAGCUGGUACGAGAGCUUGGUGGGCUUCCUUUAGCACUUGAUCAAGCUGCAGCUUACAUACGAUGUCUUCAUCAGCCCAUAAAAGAGUACGUGAAGAAAUAUAAGAAGCAGAAGCUACUUCUCCUGAAAAAGCAGAAGGCCCGGAAUCUGGUGGAAAACACCUCACGUGAACGCCUGGCUAUCCACACUACAUGGUUGCUGAAUUUUGACCACAUCAGUCAAAUCUCAAAGGAGAUGGAACUUGGAGAAAUCCCGACUCUUGUGAUGAAAGUGUCUGCCUUUCUUGGCCCCGACGAUAUUCCUUAUGAAGUGAUCAAUAAAGGCUUCAACAAAGUGGACGAUACUGAAGCCGUUAGCGAUAUGUGUGACCAAGCCGAGAUAGUGUCUCUUCUUACCAAGUUCUCCCUUUUCCAAAGAUAUGGGACACAUUCCUUUAGUGUACAUCGUCUGGUGCAAGAAGUAAUCCGAAGUGACAUGAAGAAAGAACAAGCUGAGUUAGGCGUUCUAACUAUUGCAGUUCGUGUCCUUCACCAUGCAUUAUCCAGCACACGUUCGCCGUCAGAAGUGUGCGAAAGUUUUGUUGAUGAUGCUGUUUUUAGUGUGGAGAAUCCUCCUUCGUUACAGCUGUGGGGAAAGUUGGCUUCGCAUGCCACUUAUUUGCAGGAGCAUUUGCGCACCUUCUCAACCAAACAUCAAGAAUCGGUCCCCACCCUGCUAUACACAGAAGAAACCGUGCGCAUCUUCAAUGAGACAGCGAUAUUUUUCAGUGUCUCUCAAGAGAAAGUCAAGGCUCAGGCAAUGCAAGAAAUGAAACUGCAGUUCCUAGUCAACCUCGAGAGGUCAUCCUCAGGGGAAGAUCCUAAUUUGCCACCUUAUUUCAUCGAUGUACCCCUCAAAGACAGGGAAUACAAGCUGAUAUCUUGUUGUAUGAGACAGCCUCUUCCUAGACACGACGACAUGGCUGAAGCAGAUGCCUCUCGAAAUAAGAAGGAAGAGGAAGCCGACAAGCUCAGAGAAAAAGGAAAUCUUGCAGUAGAAAGGACCAGGUUUAAAGAGGCAUUAGAUCUUUACUCCAGCGCCAUUGCUUUGUCGUCAGGCGACUAUCGACUAUUCAGCAAUAGGGCCCUUUGCCAAUUGAAGCUUGGCGAGCCACAGAAUGCUCUAGAUGACUGUCAACAGUGUCUGUCUUUGAAGCCUAACUACAGCAAGGCGCUGCAGCGAAAGGCUUGGGCUCUUCAAGAACUAGUUAAAAGUGGAUCUACUCAACUGAAAGGGCAAGCGCGAGCAGCAUUAGCAGUCGCCGUUUAUUUCGAUUCCAAUCUUCGUCGUGAAAAAACGUUUUGGGAAAAGUUUCCAGAGCUUUCAGAAGUACGCAUCAGAGAGAUAAGCAAUGAAACACAACUGAGAUUUCCUUUGACCACGCAAGAAAACGAGACCAUGCUGCUGCACGAAGGAGCGUAUAACUUUACUUUGUUUGGUACUUUCACAGAUCAGCAGAUUGUAGGUCUAGGCCCAAGGACCGUUUUGAAUUGCACAAGAGGCUGCGUAGUUGCCAACGCCAGAUGUUAUUUUGAGAAUAUCACAUUUCCCAAAGGGAAUGUUCCUUUGGUCUGUCAAGGCAAAGGAUCUAUUCACAUGAACCACUGUAGGAUUUCAGGAGGAGAGACAAGCUGUGACGACUAUCCAGAAUGCAACGGAGGAUCAGGAUGUAUAGCAGCCUCUUUAGGUAAGCCUGUUUGUGAUCGGACUGGGAAGUUUGGAGAUGCAAAAUCAAAGUCUGGCAUUGGUGGUUCUCCUGGAAUCCAGGUGUUAUGUGGGAGCUCUGCACUGAUAGAAAACUGCGUCAUUUGUGACUGUGGAGGUGGAGGCGCGCUAGUUGUUGGCAAAGGUUCUCGAUUAUUGGUCAAAAAAUGUGAAGUGUACCGAAACCACCAGGCUGGUUUAGAAGCAAGAGAAGGUGGGGAACUCAUAGCGUCCGAAAACAGGUUAUUUGACAGUGGUUUUCACGGCAUCUUGAUCGGCCCAGAUGCAGGCGAAUGUGACAUCGAUGGUAAUAAGAUCUUCGAAAAUGCAGGAGAAGGGAUUUUUGCCGUCCGAAACAAGACCAAGAUUGUCAUACGAAAAAAUGAUAUUCAUCACAACAGAUCCUUUGGUCUUUCUCUGGAUAAUAAUUCUCAACUCGUGAUCAGCGACAACAAGAUAUUUGAGAAUGGAUUCUGGGGGAUCCUCGCCAAAUCGCGAACGUCAGCUCACAUAGCAAGAAAUGUUCUUUCCGGCAACAAAUGUGGUGGCAUUUUCAUUGGUGUCAAUUUUUCCGGACGAGUUUAUCUGGAAUCAAACAUUGUUCGAGAUCAUAGUGGCCCAUGGCUCGAGUAUGAAAACCAGAAUGGUUCCCUUGAAAUAGAUUGCAGUAAAAUAAAGGAAGUCAAUGCUGCACUACGUCUUGUACCUGGAGAAAAGAAGUUUUAUUCAAAUCCUCCCUUUCUGCACGCAAACAAGGAGUUUAACAACAGAGAAGGCAUGUAUCAUCCCAGAGAAGUUUGUGCACGACCUUACAGCGGCUGCACGUAUUGCCGUCGGUCAAGAAAUGACGUAGAACCCCUCAUGAUGUGCUCCAAUUGUCACAUUGCAUCUUACUGCAGCAAGGAAUGUCGAAGUAAACACAGACCCACACACAAGACAUUAUGUUUUGCCCUCAAGGGUCGCUAUUCUGUAACAGUCGACACUAUUCCUCAUUUGAAACCAAACGGGCAACAAUGCGCAAUGCGAAUAUUUGGCACUCAUUUAAAAGGUAUUGGAGAGGGGCCCAAACUCAAACGCAACACUCGUCAGAAAUUCAUCAUAAAGGUUCAAACACAAUCUCUGAAUAGCCAUCCACUGCAGUCGAUGAUUGCUUAUGACAAAAGCCUCACCAUAGAUUGUGACAUUAAAAGUCCAGAAAUCUUCAACGUAAUAAUGGAAUGUGGUGUCCUUGGAGCUUUAAACAAAUUCACAAGUAAGAAAGCCUUUUUCUGGGCCAUGUUUGCUGAGCAAGAGAAGCUGACAGUUUUCCUUGACCACUUAGCUCCUUAUCAAGAGUGGUAAAGCCCCUACUUAGGAAAUUCAAAGAGUAAUCAGCUUUCAAAGUGUAAUCAACACAACAAGUGUCUGCACGCUGACUGGCCGAGUGUGUGCCAAUUUAUCACUGAAGACUUCCGAAUACUGACGUUUGCCAGGGAAUAAUCGUUGGUGCCCUUUCCGUCCUGAAUGGCCCAGUUCAAUCCAUGGCCAGAGUCACUGGGUUGUGUUUUUUAGUCUCCAACAAGGAGUAUAAACGGCACGCAAUGCAUGCAGAAGCGAUGACAUUCAACUGCCAUUUCUAAAAUUCUGUCUAGAAAAUUGGAAAAGAAACAAACAAACGGAUGCUCAAACGUAAGGCAUGUGUCGCGCUGCGGACUUGUUUUGUUUUUGUUACACAAGUUUGUCGGAGCAUUUACCCCCAGAGGGUUACUGGGGACGCACGUUUGCGACAUAAAAGAUAUACGAUACCAUUCUGAUAAUAACUAUUAUAUCAUCGGCCCAAAGCUGAAAAGCACUUUCUCAUCGUUACAGCAUCAUUGCUCCCUGUGGCUUGACUUUUUCUUUUUAGACGUUUUCUCUCCCGAGAAUGUUUCUGUUGUGAAACAGAAGGCUGCUCUAGACUCGGAGGUAACGACGAAGCUGCUUGUAGCUGUGCGUUUUGCUGUUGAAAGCAAAUCGGCUGCGAGUCAUUUCCACUGUGCUAUGAAAACUGAAAGCGUUGAAAUUCGCGCGGAUUAAAGUGGUUCGCCAUACUGAAAAUGUAGAAGCCCACAAAGAUGUCAAAUACAGGAAACGUUAUGGGCGUGCAAUCAGACGUCCCAAGGGACUGUAGAACAUUUCAAUUAUAUGCGAGUGGGUGUGGGUGUGAGUGCUUGUUGCGUGUGUGUUUUUCUGUUGCUUGAAGAGUCGGAUUACAAGUCUCGAUGUAAUACUACCGGAUUGAAUUGCUAUGUCGAAUUCUGCGAGUGUUCGUCGUUUUACUGGGCCCGUACAGAAGAAUUGCAACUGUUAACGUUUUGUGACAAUUGGGAAAAUGUUGAAGCAAGAGUUCUGUGCACAAGGCGUGCUUGUGUUUUGAAAUCUAAUUGGAUUGACAUUGCAACAAAAGAAAAAGAAUGUUUUUUCAAGGCCAUUAGGCAGGAUACUGACCUGCUUCGAUUAUAGGGUUCUUUGAUCUUAAAAUGUCGCCGACAUAGUUAUGCGACAUCAGGGUCGCACAUAUCGCGAGCAUCUUAUCAGUUUAAAAUAACAAAAAGUCCUCUCCUGCUAAAUUACUAAUGUGAGAAUACAUAACAUUACCUUGCAUCAAUAUUUCAUUUAGCUUUUCUCUACACCAAGAUGCAAUACAACAAUCAUUGAAAACAACUCCGGUCAGUCUCCAGCUACACUUUGUUUACUGGCACUCAUUCCAAACAGUGAAACGUCACCUUGAUGAUAGUCAGCCGUGACAGUUUUAGAACAAUCCACACGGUAACAACGCCCAGGAUUCAUUUCCACAUCAUUAGCUAGUCGAAUCAACAAAGGAAUGUAAAAACGAUACACACUCAUUUGAGUGAAACAAAACCUUGCAUACUAACUCAUUUGCCACGAGCGGAUUACUUUUUUAAAGUUGGAAGAUAUAUCGCCUCCAGGUAAAACUUAAACAAUAGCAUAGACGAGAACUUUCCUCUUGCACAACUUAAGUAUUCUUUGGCAUUCAAAUGAAUGUUGUGUAACCCUACCGCCGCUCUGUGUUGCAUUAAAGAAACCAUGAUCUAAGCAACAAACCAAUUCAGAUCAAGACAAAACCUUCAGGUAGCUCACCUUUUCGUUACACUGUUCUCCGUUGCUUUCUGCCAUCUCAACUGGUUUCACAGCCAACUGGUUUCAAUGCUCUUCUUCAAUUCAAGUCCAAUUUCACCAAAUAUUUCAGUCCACAGAUAAGUUUAGUUCAGAUAUUUCAGUGCUCAUACAAUGCUCAUACAAUGCUCAUACAGUGCUGUGACAGACGGUGUUCAUUCAAUUCAAUUCAAGACAGGCAAAGACCCGGCCUAAACAACGCUCACCAAUACGUAAAUUUAAUAUGGACCCUUGACCUAUCAAGUGUGCGACUUGCUUGUCGAUCUAAAGUUGUAAUAAAUGGACGAUAUGUUCUUAUUAUGAGUUUGUCCGUGAGCGCAAAUUUAUCCGAUACUCGAUAAAGCACGAUCCACACUCAAAAUCUUCGCUUAAAAGCUGAAAAAAAAGGCACUCCGCGGAUCCUACAAGUUCCAAAGGUCGGCCGCAAAAACCAAAGAUGGCGAAUUUUUGGUGUUUAUUAUGCUCCCAGAGUGCAUUUCGCUUCCACAGGGGGGUAAAUCAUGCGUGACAUAAGCGGAGCCCGAAAAAAGUGCGAAGUCACUAAUCCAAAAAAAUGCUGCUCGCCAGUUAGAACCGAUGACGAUGACGUCAUCGCUUAAUAAAUGGUGACCAGGCGAAAGUGUUGGGUAAUAGCCGACAAUGGACAAUUGUACUAUGUAACAUUUCAAACUGGACAAAGUGUUUUAAUUUCAGUUAGUCAGUCGAUCAUACAAAACUUUAUUUAGUAUCACUUUAUAACUUUUAAGACCUUGAUGUGCACUUCUUUGCCGGUUUAGUAUUCUAUGGCAUUCUUUCUUUCCAUUUCAAACUCCAAAAACUAAUAUUCCGAAAGCAAGAGGGAAUAAAUACUCAUGAAAUACUCGCAAUAUGCCAUUUUGAAAUCGCACCUAAAAAAAUGCGAGGCGUUCGACCAAGCUCAAACGCGUCUUCAGGAUGAUACCGAGUACUAAAAAACUCUACUUUAUUUAUUUCAUCUGGCAUCAAAAAAAAGAUACAAAGAUAUUACAAUUAUAAGUAUGCAAAACAAAUACAGAAAAAAAAAAUGGCGAGGGAACCAAAUAAAAACCACAGGGCUUGUAAACUUAGGUUUCCUCCCUAAAAAUACAAGAUGACUAAAACUAUACAUUAUAGUGAAUGACGUAUUGGCAAGCCAUAUUUGUACGCUUAAAAGAAUUAGUAAUUGCUGAUGAUAGAUGUUUUAUGUUUUUUCCUGAAGGAUCCAAGAGAUGAAGAGCCAGUGAUCUCAAGGGAAAGAGAGUUAAAAUAUUUUUGACCGCGAUAGAAAACAGCUGUACAGCUGUAACAAACAUUUUUGUUAUCUUUGACGUACCGCACAAUCUCAGCAUCCUAAUGUUUAUAAACAUUGUAAAUCUCGCUCGAUGGAAUGUGAAUCGAUGUUAUUCGUUACGAACCACAUACCUUAUCUUUGAGGCCUUUCAAAUUCUUUUUCCAAAAGCUUCAUUGAUUUUUACAGCUGCGAAGUUGUUUCAUCAAGUGAUAUGAGAAAGAACGAGGCAUAAAACUUCAACCGCGCGCUUUGCACCCAUGAUGGCGGUUGUUUUGAAACUUUGAAUUUACUUUGGUUGCGAAAUGUUUACA